Messenger RNA from Neopsephotus bourkii (Bourke's parrot), 1278 nucleotides. It is a transcript of the gene JKAMP, whose product is annotated as JNK1/MAPK8 associated membrane protein. Lineage: Eukaryota; Metazoa; Chordata; Aves; Psittaciformes; Psittacidae. The record is from RefSeq and is a predicted model, not a curated record. The coding region runs from base 63 to 1007 and encodes 314 amino acids. Gene Ontology annotation, molecular function: ubiquitin protein ligase binding. Gene Ontology annotation, cellular component: membrane. Gene Ontology annotation, biological process: response to unfolded protein. The transcript has 7 exons.
CGGAAGUGUCGAGUGCGGAAGUAGCUGUGUGGUGUGCGAGGGGUGUUUGAUGUUUUGCCGGGAUGUUCCGUGCUGCUGUGGACAUCCAGCCCGCCUGCCUCGGGCUGUACUGCGGCAGGACCGUCCUGUCGGUCAACGGCUCCGUGGAGACUUACGGGGACUGCGGGGUAUGCCCUAGAGGUCAAAGAACUGAUGACAACAAAAUCUGCCGGGAAUGUAUGGGAUCUCCAGACCGCUACGACUGGUUGUACCUUGGCUUCAUGGCCAUGCUCCCCCUGGUUUUACACUGGUUCUUUAUUGAAUGGUAUUCAGGAAAAAAAAGUUCCCGCGCACUGUUGCAGCAUGUAACAGCCUUGUUCGAGUGCAGCAUUGCAGCAAUUGUUACGCUGCUCGUCAGUGACCCUGUCGGCUCAGUGCAUAUCCGCUCCUGCAAGGUGAAGAAGCUUUCAGACUGGUACACAAUGCUUUACAACCCAAGCCCCGACUACAUCACCACAGUGCACUGCACUCACGAAGCAGUUUAUCCGCUGUACACCAUUGUGUUUAUAUAUUACGCUUUCUGUCUUGUGUUAAUGAUGCUACUUCGGCCUCUUCUGGUUAAGAAAAUUGCCUGUGGGUUAGGAAAGGCUGAUCGAUUUAAAAGCAUCUAUGCAGCACUGUACUUCUUCCCUAUCCUCACUGUGCUUCAGGCUGUUGGAGGAGGCCUGCUUUAUUAUGCCUUCCCAUACAUCAUACUGGUGUUGUCUUUGGUUACACUGGCUGUGUACAUGUCUGCAUCUGAAGUGGAGUCUUUCAAGGAUCUUCUUGUGAGGAAGAAAAGGCUUGUUGUUCUCUUCAGCCACUGGUUACUUCAUGCCUAUGGAAUCAUCUCAAUUUCCAAACUGGAUAAGCUUGAGCAGGACUUGCCAUUGCUUGCCUUGGUACCUGCACCUGCCCUCUUCUACUUGCUGACAGCAAAGUACACUGAACCAUCACGCAUACUCUCGGAAGGUGGAAAUGGACAUUGAAAGGAGCCUGUGCCAAAACCACUGUCCAGAUGAUCUGAAUUAAGCAAUGCUUAAUUAAUAAAGCGAGCUUAAUUAAGCUUGUUAUGUUUUGGAAACUUCUGUUUUAGAAGUUAUUUAUGAACCAGACUUCUACGUGAAACACCUGAAUGAGACUGGAGAAUACAAAAAAAGCUGCACUUUGUGUUCUUAAGUAUCUGGUAUAGAUGGAAGGGAAUGUCCUUGUAUCUAUUUAUCACUGUGAAUCUGUAUAAAAAGCUUGUGCCACAUUCUA